AUGAAUACAAAUACAAAUAUAAUCGAUAAAAUAGAUAGAUUAAUCAAUGGAAAGAAUGUUUUGAAAUUUAGAAGUGAGCGAUCUAUAUUUCCUUAUAAAUAUUAUGAUAAUCUAAUAGUUUUAGUUCAUAAUCAUUUGAAAGAUAAAGAUAAUGAACAACACACAAAUAUCAUAUUAAUCGGAAAUAUUAAAAAUAAUGAUGAGAUAGUAGUUCCAGAUACAGUCGAUACUCAAUAUCAAUAUCAAUUAAUCAUUUCAGAUUCACUCUUAAAUCUAUCGAUACUUUUAAACAAAUCAGAAUCAUACACAAUCAAUAUUCAAAAAUGUCAAUUCAAAUACACGUUUGACUAUUUCAAACAAACGCACAUCAUUAAUAACAAACGAUAUCAUUCAAUAUCAAGAUUUACAAACAGUAAUAAUAUCAAUGAUGUAUAUUUAGUGUAUGGUCCUGAUAAUUCUUUUAAUAAAAGAUUGGUAAGAUCAUUUUUCAAAGUAAUUAAUCAAUUGACAAUCAUAAAACUAACAAAAUCAAUUCAAAAGUAUGUUUAUAAAAAGAUAAACUAUAAAGGUAAAGAUAAUCAGAAAUCUUAUGAAAGAGCUGAGAAUGAAAUCAAAUCAAUGAAAUUACUCAAAGGUAAUCAAAGAUUUGUUCAACUUGUUGACUAUCAUGAUGAUAAAGAUAAUCAAAUCUUUCAUAUCAUCACUGAAUAUUGUGAUAGUGGUGAUCUUUCUCAAAAGUAUAAACAUUUAACUGAUCUAAAUCUCCAACUUUUCAAUAUUCUUUUGGAACUUGAUAAACAUGGAAUUGUUCAUUGUGAUAUCAAACCAUCAAACAUAUUCAUUGGUGAUUAUGGUACUUUGAUUCUUGGUGAUUUUGGAUGUUGUAAAUUCAUUGAUCAAUCAACAAUCAUUGAAUAUCAAGAUUCAAAAGUAUUUUUCAAGGCACCUGUUGUCAUAACAAGUGUUUCAAAUUCGAAAGAAAUAUCAGAUCCAACUAUUUUUGAUAUGUAUUCAAACACACUUAUAAAUGCAACUCGUGGAACAAUUGGUUAUAUUUCACCAGAAGCAAUGAAACGACAAUAUGCACAAUCAUGUGACAUCUUUUCAAUUGGAUCAACAAUUCUCAAAUUAUUAUGUUGGUAA
Messenger RNA from Heterostelium album PN500, 1143 nucleotides. RefSeq lists its product as uncharacterized. Gene Ontology annotation, biological process: protein phosphorylation. The transcript has 3 exons. The record is from RefSeq and is a predicted model, not a curated record. Bases 1 to 1143 code for a protein of 380 amino acids. Lineage: Eukaryota; Evosea; Eumycetozoa; Acytosteliales; Acytosteliaceae. Gene Ontology annotation, molecular function: ATP binding; protein kinase activity.